Messenger RNA from Mirounga angustirostris (Northern elephant seal), 1533 nucleotides. It is a transcript of the gene METTL1, whose product is annotated as methyltransferase 1, tRNA methylguanosine. Gene Ontology annotation, biological process: tRNA methylation; RNA (guanine-N7)-methylation. The record is from RefSeq and is a predicted model, not a curated record. The coding region runs from base 368 to 1201 and encodes 277 amino acids. Gene Ontology annotation, cellular component: tRNA methyltransferase complex. Lineage: Eukaryota; Metazoa; Chordata; Mammalia; Carnivora; Phocidae. Gene Ontology annotation, molecular function: tRNA (guanine(46)-N7)-methyltransferase activity. The transcript has 6 exons.
GGUCUGAGACCGGGGGAGAGGGGAGAGGAGUGAGGAUUUUUCUGUAGGAAGCGCGGUCCUGGGACUCCUCUCACCUGCGGGAUGCAGAGGUACCUGCAACUAGGGUAGUAUCCCAGACCAAGGAGAAGCGGGCUAACGAAAGAGGCAGGGUGCCGGGUCUGGCCUUGCCAGUCCAGCUGGAGACCCGCGUCGCGAAGGCCCCCUACCGCUCCGGCUGCCGCCCACCCUCCCCGCCCAGAUCCGCGGAGUACACUCUUGGGUCUUUAAGAGGCGGGAUCUGCUCUCAACGCUCCUGAUUGCGUCAUUAUCGUGCGCCUGGGCCUUGGUCUCCACGUGGGUUCAGUAGAGAAACCGGGGACUGGGGAUCAUGGCGGGAGCCGAGACUGGGGACGCGGCAGGAGCUGAGGCCCCGCAGCCCCAGAAGCGCUACUAUCGGCAACGUGCUCACUCCAACCCCAUGGCUGACCACACGCUGCGCUACCCUGUGAAGCCUGAAGAGAUGGACUGGUCUGAGCUAUACCCAGAGUUCUUCGCUCCACUGACUCAAAAUAAGAGCCACGAUGACCCAAAGGAUAAGAAAGAAAAGAGAGCUCAGGCCCAAGUGGAGUUUGCAGACAUAGGCUGUGGCUAUGGUGGCCUGUUAGUGGAACUGUCACCGUUGUUCCCAGACACACUGAUUCUGGGUCUGGAGAUCCGGGUGAAAGUCUCAGACUAUGUACAAGACCGGAUUCGGGCCCUUCGAGCAGCUCCUGGAGGUGGCUUCCAGAACAUCGCCUGUCUCCGUAGCAAUGCCAUGAAACACCUUCCUAACUUCUUCCGCAAGGGCCAGCUGACAAAGAUGUUCUUCCUCUUCCCUGACCCACAUUUCAAGCGGACGAAGCACAAGUGGCGAAUCAUCAGUCCCACGCUGCUGGCAGAAUAUGCCUACGUGCUUAGAGUUGGGGGGCUGGUAUACACCAUAACUGAUGUGCUGGAGCUACAUGACUGGAUGUGCACCCAUUUUGAAAGGCACCCCCUGUUUGAGCGUGUGCCCCUGGAGGAACUGAGUGAAGACCCCAUUGUGGGACAUCUGGGCACCUCAACCGAGGAGGGCAAGAAAGUCUUACGCAACGGAGGCAAGAAUUUCCCAGCCAUCUUCCGAAGAAUACAGGAUCCCACCCUCCAGGCAGUGGCCCCCAAUCCCACCCCCCUGGGCCACUGACGGCCUGCCUUGCCUUAGCUUGACCCCAGGACCUUCCCAGCUGAGACUGCUAGGGCCGAGAGGCGACAGUCUUUCAAAGAAGUUGGGGAACUGCCCAGGCCAGAAGCCUGGGAUUCACAACUGACCUCUCAUCUUCUUGCCCGUCUACCACCAGCAGAAAGCAAAAGAAGCUAACUGGGAAGGUCAAAAGAUCUUGGACCAGAAGGGAUGUUUGGAAGGGUGUGGGGUCUUGCUCUUCCUUAGCACUUCCUUCUCCUUCUGGGAUCUCCUUCUCAGCUGGAGUGAGGAAUACAAUUCUCCACUCUCCAUCUAAACUGCUUGCUAGACUCAAA